AUGGCCUUGCCCAUGCUCGGAUUCUUGGAUGACGAUGCUUUAGUCAUCAUACUCACGAUCGGGGGAUAUGACGUGAAGAGGGUGCUAGUCGAUCAGGGCAGCGUUGUGGAGGUAAUGUACCCCGACCUAUAUAAGGGGCUGAAGCUAAGACCCGAAGACUUGAUGGCAUACGACUCCUUUUUGGUAAGUUUCAAAGGGAAAAUCGUUACUUCGAAAGGCCAGAUUAGAAUGCCUAUACAAACAGACUUGGACAUAGUGGAGGUGGACUUCAUAGUGGUGGACGCAUAUUCGCCCUAUACCGCCAUUGUAGCUAGACCUUGGCUUCAUGCCCUAAGAGCUGUCUCCUCAACCUUGCACCAAAAGGUAAAGUACCCGUCGAAGGGUCGGGUUAAAGAAGUGAUAGGAGACCAAGCCAUGGCCCGGCAAUGCAUGGUGUCCGCCAUCUCGUGA
Molecule: messenger RNA, 450 nt
Organism: Quercus robur (English oak)
Lineage: Eukaryota; Viridiplantae; Streptophyta; Magnoliopsida; Fagales; Fagaceae
Exons: 1
Coding region: 1-450 (149 amino acids)
Source: RefSeq, a predicted model, not a curated record